AUGGACCCAUUACUGGUUCAAACGAAUGAGGCUUUCCGAAUCCGGGAAUAUCCCGUGCGAGACGGGAAGUGUUUUGUUGCUUUGCAUUUGCUUGGUGGUACCCACUGGGCAUUGGGAGUUUUUGAUUUUCCAAUGCGUAUUGCUCAUGUGUAUGAUUCUCUUGCAUACAAAUAUAAUUACUCCAGCAACUAUUUUGAAAACAACGAACCAGCCGCUCGUAGCCUUUGGAAGAAAAUCACGGAUAUACCAUUGGAGCAAAUAGUAAUAGCUGGUAACGAACAUGUUCAUUCGCAGGUUGAUCACUCUAGCUGCGGAGUUUUCACAUGCUUGUAUGCUGAUCGUCUUGCGAAUAAUAUUGCAACCAAAUCUGAGGUCGCUACACGAUCAUUUCUUCGUUCUGUUCGAAAUUUGAUCGACAGCCGACUUAGAUCGUGCUAUGUAGUUGAUGAAGCUGAUGCAAGCGGUAGCGUUCCUCUACCUCGUAUUUAUGAGCAAACUCUUGAAAAACAGUGUACGCUUUCAUUUGUAGAAAAUGUUAGUGACGAACACCUCAAUAAUGUAGAUGCAAGUGAAAUUUCUGUCCCUGGAAAACUGACUAAAAUCGACAUUCAAAGCAAAAAUUCCGAAAUAAUUAUUCCACCCAGUCGUCCAACAAUUUGCGUGCUGCCACAAUCGAAGAAUUGA
Cylicostephanus goldi is the source of this 684-nucleotide messenger RNA. The record is from the annotation of a GenBank genome assembly. Lineage: Eukaryota; Metazoa; Nematoda; Chromadorea; Rhabditida; Strongylidae.